Aspergillus ruber CBS 135680 is the source of this 1354-nucleotide messenger RNA. RefSeq lists its product as uncharacterized. The coding region runs from base 288 to 1034 and encodes 248 amino acids. The record is from RefSeq and is a predicted model, not a curated record. The transcript is spliced from 2 exons. Lineage: Eukaryota; Fungi; Ascomycota; Eurotiomycetes; Eurotiales; Aspergillaceae.
UUAAAAGUCAACUAUCCAUGUUUCAUUGGUAUUAACAAUUUAUAUAUUUACAUCACUGUUUAUCUUUGUUUAAUGAUAUCAGAGGUGGAAAAGACAAAAAUGAGCAAGAAGAUGGUCGACACCAAUGCUGAGCCGGAUCUGGGAAAAAUGUUCUCCUUCCGUUAUACAUUCAGCCAGAAGGGAAAAAAUCGAUGAGGAAAGGCCUCAUGCUUUUGCAUGCGAAAAUAGAGAAAAUAUUGAUGGGGAACUGCCUUCUGUUUCUCGGAGAGAUGUAAUACUCAAAGCAUAUGGCACCACACAUUGAAUGCCCAGCUACUUACUUGAUACAGCCAGAUAGUAUCGAUAAAGCAAGGCAAUGCUGUUUCCUUUGCCUCCAAAGUCAGAAUGGGCCUUAUGCUAUUCAAGUGCCAUGCCGCCGACCAGAAAUCGAAAAAGAAGAACCCUCGCCAUUUGCCUUUAUUAGGCCGAAACAAGUGAACCCGACCGAAAAUGCUUCUGAAAGUGACGCGGUGAUUUGGAAUAGGAUGCUGGACAUGUAUUACGAGAUGGGUCACUGGAAAAGAUGGCUUCCUUUCUACGGCCCGGUAUCUGUGAAAGAGGUCGAGUUUGAAUUUCACAGGGCAAAAGACCAAGAUGGUUUGUAUGAGAUAUACGAUGUCAAAUCAGUUGACAUCAAGCGAGUCAAGAACAUUGCAGACUGCAUAAUUGAGAAAAAUGAGGCAUGCAAUGAUAAUGCUAAAAUCACUAUGGAGUACUGCUAUGGUUAUAUGCAUAAUCCAAGCUGCCCAGUGUCUACGUAUGACCCUCAGUUAUUGGACUUCUUAGAUCCCCCAACAUGUAUCCAGGAAGAGGCGAACGAAGCAAUGAAGCGGAAACGCAAAAUCAGUAUACUCGAAACAGUAGAUGUACUAAAGGAAUGCGCCCGAAGCCCGCAAAAGGCCAACGGGCUAGGAACAUUGGAUGGCAUGGCGCAGGAUAGUUGUAUCUACAACACGGAGUAUGUCAACACUACUGUCUUGGUUAUAUUGGUCUAACUCCUGGCAGGAAGGUCAUCGUCCCACAAUUUGGCAAGCGAUACCAACGACAUGAAAGAAUAAAAGGUAUUGAGAUAAGAAUGGGAUGGCAGAUGGACCGUAUAUAUUUAUAUGGCCCAAAAACUCUUGCCUGGUCGGCUCUGUGUAUGGCUAUAAUCUCGAUUUCCAUAGUAGCUUGGGGCGGACAGUCAAAGGAUUGGGGCAACGCAAUGGCGUUUGGGCAACUCCUAGCUGCAUUUCUGGCCAUUAUUGUUUCUUCUGUCAGAGAUUAAUUCGUUUGCUCACAUCUGUAGUAUUAAUGCAAAAUAGAUACUCAUGAC